AUGAAUGUUUCACUCUCCUCGGAUGAGCCUGCCAAAGCGCUUCAGCUGAUGGCGCGCAUGGCGCCCUUCAAUCCCCCACGACUGGCACCACGGGUGCACAAGAACUAUGCUAUGCGCCUAUAUGUCGCAUAUACUGGGUACCUGUGUCUGAUGGCGUCAGAGGCACUGUACCCCUUCAAGCCGCCGUUGGCGACAGGAGGAUUCUGGAGCCUCACUGAGUACAACUCCCAAAAGUUCCUGAUUGACCGCCCACUCGGGAGGUAUUCCGUCAGGGAUCGGACUGAUCUCGCCUACCCAGACAGGACUCCUGUUUAUGAGGAUCGAAGCAGCAAUGAUGAUGGUAGUUUUCAGGUUCUGAUCCAGCCCGCGGAUAAGCGGCCGCCGGCGAAUUGGACGUCGAACUGGCUUCCAAUUCAGUCUGGUGGAGGGGACUUUGAGCUUGCUUGUGAGCGAACUUUUGUCAUUUCUACAGGCACCCCGAGUAACGUCAAAUAG
Messenger RNA from Aspergillus pseudonomiae, 495 nucleotides. RefSeq lists its product as uncharacterized. NCBI's taxonomy places the organism in Eukaryota, Fungi, Ascomycota, Eurotiomycetes, Eurotiales, Aspergillaceae. The coding region runs from base 1 to 495 and encodes 164 amino acids. The record is from RefSeq and is a predicted model, not a curated record. The transcript has 3 exons.